This is a messenger RNA of Ctenopharyngodon idella (grass carp), 7885 nucleotides long. It is a transcript of the gene kcnc1a, whose product is annotated as potassium voltage-gated channel, Shaw-related subfamily, member 1a. Gene Ontology annotation, molecular function: protein binding; delayed rectifier potassium channel activity. Bases 1229 to 3043 code for a protein of 604 amino acids. The transcript is spliced from 4 exons. Gene Ontology annotation, biological process: potassium ion transmembrane transport; protein homooligomerization. The record is from RefSeq and is a predicted model, not a curated record. Lineage: Eukaryota; Metazoa; Chordata; Actinopteri; Cypriniformes; Xenocyprididae. Gene Ontology annotation, cellular component: axon; dendrite membrane; neuronal cell body membrane.
AAAUUUAAAUCUGGGGUAUGUCGGCUUUUUUUGCCCCAAACCCUAUUUAAUUUCUGACCCUAAAUCACACUUAAUGUUAUUGUUUAUUCUGGACUUUCAAUUUAGCAAAUAUGUUUUGUGUGCAGUGUGUAAGCUAUACUACAUCUCAUGAACAGUCCUGCAGAAACGAGAUAAUGAGGGGAGGGAAAGCACAGCAAGGCGCAACGCUUUUGCAAGCUUUGUCUUCUGAAUAAUAUUGCAUGUCGCUCUGAAUAGAGCUUUCCACCGUCUGAAACCAUCCCAAUAUCUGAUCUCGUGCACGCGUCGACUGAGCCACUCAGCAAUUGCGCAUGCGCGUCGGUGGGCUCUAGAGAAGGCUCAUGUUGUCUCUCCGCAGGAAUGACGAGUCUCGCUCCACUCGCAUCGACAGGCACGCGCGGAAAAUGAGAACAUAUUCAUAUGGUGGAAAUAAAGAGGAUACGAUCAAUCACUUCUGAACAAACACCGGAUGUCCUCGCCAAACUGGACAUUGUGGAGACAAAAGAAGAUUUUUAAAGGACCCCUCCUCUUCCACUUCAAAGCUGACGUCUCCUGUGUUAAGUAUAGCUACACAUCCAGUGGCAAAACAUUUUCUAGAUGUGAUGUCUGUCGUGUUUGUCAACAAACGGCUUCUGGUCAUGGGCAUCUGGACAUGCUUAGAAGAAAACGACUGAUGUCAGAUCGAAAAACCGCUUAAAAUGUGACCGUUUCCGUGUAGCCUCGAUCCCUCCACUUUGUCGGAUUUGAGGAGUCGUCUACAGGGAAUCACGGCAGUUCAUGUGUCUCGUUUUGGAGAGAGGGGGGAAAAAAGCGUGCGCCUUGGAGCUGUCCGUUCAGAACCACACACACACACACACACACACACACGCCACCAGCGGUGCACCACAAGCCACCAGCCUCGCGCCUCAUCUGGACCUGAUGGUGUGGAGCGCAGAUUUAUGACAUUCUCUGCAUGAAUUUGUUUUGUUUAACGUCUUUAUUUUCUAAUUUUCUCUCGGCAUCUGGAAGCAAUCUCUUAUUCACCUGACAAGAACAUCAAACGCUCAUGCACCGAUUUGCUGCAGCUGAGUUGCCUUUGCGCACCUGUUUUUUCUGCGUUUAUUCAUUUCAGUGUCCUUUUUCCGUUGCCUAACAAUUGCGCACAUGUAUCCUCCGGGUCUUUCAGCAUUUUAAUGCCUGGCCCGGGCUCGAGACAUGCCUAAGCGACGAGAUGGGCCAGGGCGACGAGAAAGACCGUGUUGUGAUUAACGUGGGAGGGAUUCGACACCAGACCUACCGCAGCACCCUGCGCACUCUCCCCGGCACUCGUUUAGCCUGGCUCGCCGAGCCCGAUGCCCACAGUCACUUUGACUAUGACGCCCAGAUCGACGAGUUUUUCUUUGACCGCCACCCCGGAGUUUUUGCACACAUUCUCAAUUAUUAUAGGACUGGCAAGUUGCAUUGCCCCGCUGAUGUUUGUGGCCCUCUUUAUGAGGAAGAGUUGGCCUUCUGGGGCAUCGAUGAGACAGAUGUGGAGCCCUGCUGCUGGAUGACGUACCGGCAGCACCGUGAAGCCGAAGAGGCACUGGACAGUUUCGGUGGAGGGCCAGCUGAAAUGGGCAACGAUGAUAUGGACACAGAAGUUUUGGGUGAUCCAGGGGAUGGAGACGAGGAACUUGAGAUGACUAAACGCCUGGCCCUCGGCGACUCACCUGACGCCAAAGGUGCAGGGUUGUGGCAACGUUGGCAGCGUCGUGUUUGGGCGCUCUUUGAAGAUCCAUAUUCUUCGAAAUAUGCAAGGUGGGUGGCAUUUGCCUCGCUGUUCUUCAUACUGGUUUCCAUAACCACAUUCUGCCUGGAGACACACGAGGCCUUCAAUCCCAUCAUUAACCGCACAUCUAUUAACCCUCAUGACAACAGCUCCAAGUUUCACCUGGAGACAGAGACGGUGGUCUACCUAACCUACAUCGAGGGAGUGUGUGUGGUGUGGUUCACCUUUGAGUUCCUCAUGCGUGUCACCUUCUGUCCAGACAAAAAGAAAUUCAUCAAAAACACCCUAAACAUCAUAGACUUUGUGGCCAUCCUGCCAUUUUACCUGGAGGUGGGCCUGAGCGGGCUGUCUGGUUCUGAAGCAAAGGACGUUCUGGGUUUCCUCAGAGUGGUGCGAUUCGUUCGGAUCCUCCGAAUCUUCAAGCUGACGCGACACUUCGUGGGCCUGCGUGUACUGGGACACACUCUCCGCGCCAGCACCAAUGAGUUCCUCCUGCUCAUCAUCUUUCUUGCGCUCGGAGUGCUCAUCUUCGCCACCAUGAUCUACUAUGCCGAGCGAAUCGGUGCCAAUCCCAAUGACCCUCGUGCCAGCGAGCACACCCACUUCAAAAACAUCCCAAUUGGCUUCUGGUGGGCUGUUGUGACUAUGACUACGUUGGGCUAUGGAGACAUGUAUCCUCAGACUUGGUCAGGCAUGUUGGUGGGUGCAUUGUGUGCUCUGGCGGGUGUAUUAACCAUUGCCAUGCCUGUGCCUGUCAUCGUCAAUAACUUUGGGAUGUACUACUCUCUAGCCAUGGCUAAGCAGAAGCUACCAAAGAAAAAGAACAAGCAUAUUCCCCGUGCCCCCCAGCUUGGCUCACCUAAUUACUGUAAGUCUGCCAUGAACUCACCCCACCACAGUCCACAAAGUGAGCAUUGUGCUCUCGCUGCCCAGGAGGAGAUUUUAGAAAUGAACAGAGCAGAUCCCAAAGUGAACGGUGAGGCAGCAAAAGCAGCGCUGGCCAAUGAGGAUUGUCCCCACAUAGACCAAGCCAUUUCCCCUGAGGACGGCCAGCUCUUUAACCCAAGCGAGUCACGGGGAGACACUCCAUGUUUUCUGCUGAACGUCGGCAGACGAUCUACAAACACAGGCACCCGAGUGAGGAAGGCCGGAAUGUUCUCAGGGAGGUCAGGGGCGGAGCCGGCCGGCCCGACGCAUGGCACACAGGGUUACCCACUGCUGCAGCUAGGCUGGGCGCACAGCCCAGAAGAUGGCCAUGCCAGGGUCACCACCUGAUAUCCAUCCCUGUUUCGCUGUCAUACGUCAUAGCGUUCAAACCGCUCACAGCAGCCUUAGAUAAAUAAAAGGCCCCUACACGCUAUGUAGCUUCACAGGCUGUCAAUUAACAUCAGCAAAUGUAGUGAUAUUAAGACCAACACGUUUUCAUGUCAUCUGACAUCACUGUUCUAGUUUAUAAAUAGACUUCAGAUCGCAUAUAGAGUGAACUUUCCACCUACAGCGGCCAUUUCUGAUUACAUUCAAAAGAAUAUCCUGUUACCGUCCACCAAUUUGUCACAUGAUCAUUUUCUAACCAGUAACGCUGUCUGUCUGUGUCUUAUGACAUGUUGCUCUGUGUGAGCAUGCUCUGUUUGACUCCAGAUCUUACCCGCAGCCAAAAGCACCACAAGAUGGUCAACAUCAUCACCAAGCAAAACUACACACACUUUUCCCAACAAAUGUGUUUCGUUGUCUUUGUGUUUUAUAUAUGUUUGUGUAAGAGUGUUUUUUGAGAGAUGUGUGUGAGGUGUGUGUGUGUGUGUGUGGAUGCGUGCACGCAUGUAGUGCUUUUUCGGAGUGCCGUUUUCUUUCUGUAGCAUUAUGUUGUGCAUGUGUUGGGACAGUCUUUUGAUCCUUGCUGCACAAUCUGUCCUGAUGCCUGUAUGGUAUUGGAUGAGAAAGGGAAGACUUGGUUUUGCACAAAGGCAAAGAAUAUGUUGGAGAUGGUGUACAGUAUACACCACUGACAUAUGUGACACACUCUUUCAUUUUGAGUCAAAUGUCGCAAUGAGUCAUUAGUGGAGAAAUGUGAUAAGCAAAAAAUUCUUUAUUUUUAAUAAAACAACGCUUCUGUUUUCAAAUUAUGUACAUUUUAAGAUUCAAACAAUUACGGAAUGCACAUAAACUGAUCGUCUCUUUCUUUUUACUACUAGUUGUAGCACAAAAAAAUAAGCAAAAAUGAAUGAACAUCAGAGGUAUGUUCAGUUUAUCUAUUACUUUAUAAUCUCUCAAGUAAUUGCCCAAUAAACGUUGUCACCAGAUGAUACAGUUUCCCCAGGAAAUUCAUUCACUGUCCAUAACUUGCUAGAAAAAAAAUCACAUAGCUUUUAAAUCGUAAAUGUAUUGUUAAAUAUAUUCAGUAUUUUAGCAUUAUGUUUUUUAUGCUACUGAUGUCUUAAUUGUUUAAUGUAUGUUUGAAUAAAUGUCCUAAUUCUGGAAAAACAAGUUUGAAACGAAACAGGUUUUCAUUACAGGCACAAUUUAAAUGAUUAUAUCUCGAUAACAGUUUGUAAACAUACACUGUAAACCCAAAAAUGUUGGCAAAACUCAAAAAAUUUGAGGUAAUCAGUUUUUCUAAAUCAUUUUUAAGUUAAGAAAUUCAAAUUCAAGUAAGCAGAACUGGAAGAUUUCAAUUUUGUACUCAUACAUUUUGAUUGCUCAACUUGAAAUUUUUUAGUAAGUUCAUACAUUAAACUUAAAAUUAUCAUGUAAUCUUAACUUAUAUAUAUUUUACAUAAGCAGACAGGAAGCAAAGUGGGAGAGAGAGAGGGGGUUCGCGAGCCAGGACUCGAACUUGGGUUGCCCGAAGCGCAAUGGUGCUAUAUGUCGGCGCACUGCCCACGAGGCUAUUGGCAACCACAUCUUAAAUUAUAUUUUUAGUAGUGCAAAUUUAGCUAGCUAUAACUAGCUAAUUCAACAAAUGCUAAUUAACACAAUGCUUUGAUAAAAUGAACAUAGCAUAGCAAUUGCUGAAAGGGUACGGCGAUACAGAACAGUAACCCCCCAAAAAACCCACAUAACAGAAACUCUUCUAAAUUGGGACAGCAAAGCAUAUAACACUACUAAAUUCACCACUUAACAUUAAUCUUGCACAAAAAAACAUUAUAUAACUUAAUUUUAGCAUUUAUUCUCCCUUUCAACUGUCAUGGCAAAGCAUGCUGGGCAAUAGAAAUCCCAGCCCAGUUUCAGGUAAAUUUAAGUUUGUCAAAAUUAAAAGAAACAAGUUCGUAAAACUGAAAACAAUUAAACAAUUCAGAUGACUUAAAAUGUGUCAGUUUCGUGAACUCAAAAGAAAAAGAAAGUUCUAAAUACUCAUAAAAGUUAAUUAGCUAAUUUGUUUAAUUUGAGUUUGUCCUACUCAAACCAAUUAAUUAUUUUGAGCGUUAGAGUUUACAGUGUAAUAACUAUAUCAUUUGAAAGCAGAGACGUUCCUUUUUCAUUGUGCAUAUAAUCAAAAUGUUUUUGGUCAGAAUGACUCAAAAUGAUAGCGUAAGUCAUUUAAAUAGACUAUAGAAAAGUGCCUGAAACUGAGGGUCUGACCCUGACAAAUCAAUGGACUGGAUUCUCGGUUGCCUUAAUUUCAAAUUUAUGAGUUAAUUUGAUUUUCUAGAUCAACAAAUCUGUGAACUGCUAAAUUCAACUCGAAACUUUUGCCUUGCAAUCCACAGCCUUCUUUGCUCGCUCUAAUGCCAGAUUAACCAACCGAUCUUUCUGCAUGCCCUCACACAGAGAUUGCAUGCAAUCUUAAACCCUUUAAACCUGACCCAUAGCAGCAAACAUGGUGUGGAGCAAACUGACAGAUGUCAAGACUAAACCUUUGGGUCUCAGCAACUGCCAUGUGCACAUUUCUCUCCAAUAAACCAAGGUUAUCAAAAGUCCCGAAGCCUGGGCACCAUAACCAGCAAGGCCCGAACACUGGCCGAGGUAGUAUCGAUGUCCACCGGGUCCUGCGGCCCACCUGUUCUCCUCCGGCGGUCCCAUUCUCCAAUUCCCUCCAUUCUCUAAGAAAUGGAGCAGUGGUGUAGUUAGAGCUGUCUCCCUGGGUCUUCCUCCUGCUCUGCUGCCUUCUGUUCUCUGCGGUGUUUGAUUUGGUCUGGUUUGUCUUGUUCUCUGGUCCUUGUCUUCUGGAGCUGUGUUUUUGUCUCCUCCUCUCCUCUUCCGUCCGUUUUGCUUGUUUCUUGUCUUAACAUACACCGACUCUUGACUCAUACAAAGCCAUCAGAGAAAGCAAAUCUACAAAAGAUCUCAGGGAAAUUUUUAAGGAUUCCCUAGUUACGAGUGUUUAUCAGACAUAAUAAAAGAACUGGGAUGAGGAAGGUAAACCUUUCUUUAAGAGCACAUUAUUUUUCCAGGGACCACUUCAGAACUGGAAACUUCUGAUAGAAAGACUGCCAUCUAAUGAGGGAAAACCUCCAUUCAAAUGAUAUAAAUCAUGACAUUUUUAAGGAUUUGCUAUGAAUAUUUACUUAUAAAUCCUCUCCCAUCUGAGUAUAUUCUUGCAUAAAAUGCUUUCUGACACCUGGAAGACAAAACAAUAGCCAUCUCUAUCCUCUAUCAGUUUCUUUUUUUGUUUAGUUUCCCCAUUUAAUUUUUGCUUUGCUUUAGUGGAGUCUUGCUCCCUUCUUUCUUCAUCACUUGUUUAAUGAGACCCCAGGUAGGAGGUAUCAGGACUCCCUUUUCCUCUCCUCCGCUGUCUCCGGCAAAUGUUUCUCCUUCCUCUGCAAUUCUUUCAUUCUCCCUGUGCAUUUCUGUCCAUCUCUCUUUCUCCAAACUUUUUAGCCCUGGAUUGCGAAAGCAACCCAAAAGAACGUUUUUACCAUACAGAAAUGGCUUAUUUUCUCAGCCCAUUUCUUCCUCAUUCUGUGAGCUGAAUGAAAACAAGACCCAAUGGCUGGAUGACCCUGAGCAAUCCCAUCCUCCCCUGUAUUUUCUACUGCAGAUCCCUGCAAAGAGGAAACUGCCCUAGUUAAGUAUAUGCAGUCAGAGGUGCUCAAAGUGACCUGAGAAGGCAGCAGCAUCUCAAAACCUUCCCUUCUCCAGCCUUGCUGGACUCCACAAUGGCCAGAGGGAUUUCAGGCUGGAAUUCAAAGGAGGGACGUACAUGUAGAGAGAAAAAGAGCACAAUUGAGGAUGUUGCCAGUCGACGCAGUGGCAAACGUUUUUAUUCAGAUUCCGACUGUGUGAGGGAUCUCAUGGACCAGGACUUUUUUUAAAGGAAGACCUUAAGGACCAUCGACUGCAGAGCGACACGAAUUGAUGGCUUUAAAGCCAGCAAAAUGAGUUUUAUAAUCAUAAUACUAAUGAUAGUACCUGCAGUGACAGAUGUAGUGGACUCUUACCUGUUCAUUUUAGCAUGAGCUGCAUGGUGUUACAUUAAAAAAAAAAAGAGGAAAAUAUUCUAUAUCUGUUAUGAAUAUCUGUAUAAAACAAAUAUUUUCUUUCAAGAGUUCUUGACUUUUGCAGAAUUGACAUGUAGCCAUGAAUAAUGAGAUGUUCAGAGACCAUGUUCUUUAUUUCAGCAUCAGAUUUCUUUCGUUUCAUUCUGUCUUUGUUGUUAACCACACGACUCAGCUCUGGUCACAUUGACCUCAAAUUCUGAAUGAGACACUAGUGGUUACUGUCAUGAGAUAGAUUGUAAAUUCCACUUUUCAACUUUGUUUCUGUCUGGCAUGCUUGUGAUUCUGGAUCUUAUAGAGAAAAAAACUGAGCAAAAUGAGUUAUUUUUCUGUUUUAUGUCAUAAUUAUCAGUGAAUAGAUCCUGUGGAAACUGUCGUGAGCAACUGUUUAUUUCACAUAUCAAGUGCAAACUUUUGACAGUGUUAUUUUUGGAGAAAAAACAUCAAAAAUAAGAAAAAUGGCAUCCUGUCGAGAUGUUUUACAUUUUCGCUCAUUACUUUUAGGUACUAAAACAAAGAAAAGCAAAAAAGACAGAUGUAUAUUUACAUUAUAAGAGAAUUGUAUGCAAUUUAGAACUUUGGGGGAAAACAAAUGCAUGCACUAUGUUAUGCAACAAUAACUGCAUAGAAAAACAGGAAAACAUGACUACAAUCAUAGCAUGAAAUAAAUUUUGUAUGAAACUUG